CUCCAGGAGCAUCAACAGGAAGUUCCAGCUGGUUUCCUGUCAGCGACUGAGCGGCGUUCUGGGAGCGUUCGGAUUUUUGCUGGUUCCAGUCCUGAUCGUGUCCCUGCUUCACUUGGUGUGUGAAAGCUUUCCUCGUUCAAAGCUCAAAGUCCGGCCUGCAGGCGGAGAUGAUCGCUCCAGCAGCUCCAGGACCGCUCAGACCGCCGCCCCAGGCCUGAGGUCGCAGGGGAGCACUUCAGGAAACCGAGAGUCAGGAAUCUGGGGGGGCCCCCACAUAUGGACGGCACCUGAAGAGGGCGGAGGGAAUCCGGGAACGCCGCCAUCCGAGCCGCCGGACGCCAUCUUGAGCUCAGCUGCGCCCCCUGCUGGCCACCAUGGAGCCAGCGGCUAGCCGGUUACCGCCUCACGUCCUGGGGGAGAACGAGGCGCUGCAGCAGUUCUUCAGCGUUCUGGACAGUUCUGUUGCCGUGGAUACCAGCAUCCUGGAACAGUAUCUUAGCAACGAUGUGGACCCCAGCACCUUCAUGCUCCCUGAGUCUCCUCCGGACUCCAGUUCUGAGGCCUGCUCGCCUCCACAGAUACCAGACCUCAGCCGGGACCGGACCUCCUGGACCGUUCACCGGGACGCGUUUCCAGCUACUUCCCAACCUGUGUCCUGUCGCUUUAAGAGCCGAAGCUCCACCCCCUCCAACCCGGAGUUCCUGCCCCGCCCCUCAUCUCUCAGGUUCAGUGAGGAAAGCCCCGCCCCCUCCCACUCUAACCCCAUGACUUACGCUCAGCUUCACUCCCUGCGCCUCACUGACACUCAUAUCAAGUCUGGGACUCCGCCUACCUGGCAUCACCAGCACACACACCGUUCACCUGAACACUGUUUCACUCCAGGGAGCUGCUCCCAAGGUUACACCCCGCCCACACCCCCUUCACCCCCCCAGCCUCCAUUAAACAGUUAUGCCCCACCCUUAACCUGCCAAGGCACGCCCCCAAACAUCCCGCCCCUCCUUUCAGACGGCGAGCUUGGCUCAACACAACAAACGUGUCCCACAGCCACUAAAAAGAGAAGGAGGUCAGAGUCCGAAGAGUCAUUGACAACAACGUCCUGCUGUGAAAACGAUGGACCUCGUGGCGGUGGCGCUGGAAACGGCGUGCUUGGUCCCGGGACCUCGCAGUUGUUGACCUGGGAACCGUACAUGCUGGGACAGUGGAGCACCUUGAAGGACAGAAACCACCAGAAGCUGCCUUGUCCCGCCUACCACGUCAACACAGACAAAGGCUUCAACUACUCUCCAGCGGAUGAGGCUUUUGUUUGCCAGAAGAAAAACCACUUCCAGGUCACAGUUCAUAUCGGCAUGGCGACAGAGCCGCAUUACGUCACAACGCUCAGCGGGCCACAGGAAGUUGACCACUUCCAGAUCAAAGUCUUUGGAGUCAAGAUGGAAACUCCAGACUACCUGGUGACCAUUGAGCAGUCUCAGCCGGACCGCAGUAAGAAGCCUUUCCACCCUGUCAGAGUCAAUCUGCCCGGUGGGAAAAUAACCAAAGUGACUCUCGGCCGACUGCACUUCAGUGAGACAACAGCGAACAACAUGAGGAAGAAAGGCAAACCCAACCCUGAUCAGAGGUAUUUUCAGAUGGUAGUGGGUCUGUAUGCUGUGGUUCGAGAGGAGACGUUCCUCCUGACGGCUCUGCUGUCAGAACGGAUCAUCGUCAGGGCCUCCAACCCCGGCCAGUUUGAAGUGGACGGGGAGGCCUUGUGGCAGCGGGGGGUCGUGCCUGAGGCUGUGGUGUGCCACGGCCGAGUCGGCAUAAACACAGACUCUCCUGAUGAAGCUCUGGUAGUCUGUGGAAAUGCGAAGGUGAUGGGCGCCAUCAUCCAGCCGUCUGACUGCCGUGCCAAACAGAACAUCCAGGAGGUCGACUCUGAACAGCAGCUGAAGAGAAUCAACCAGAUGAGAAUUGUGGAGUUUGAUUACAAACCAGAAUUUGCCUCCAGUGUGGGAAUAGACCACGCCCAUCAGACAGGUGUGAUAGCGCAGGAGGUGAAGGAGCUUCUGCCGUCGGCGGUGAAAGAUGUUGGAGAUAUCGCCUGUUCAGAUGGAGAAACAAUAAACAACUUCCUAAUGGUGGACAAGGAGCAGAUCUUCAUGGAGAACGUGGGGGCGGUGCAGCAGCUGACCAAGCUCACAGACAACCUGGAGACGCGGAUCAAAGAGUUGGAGGUCUGGAACCGCCGACUGGCCAAGUUGAAGAGCCUGACAGGCAGUCUUCGCUCCACGAGGUCUCAGAGACACAAUAGCGAGUCCACAGUCCCCAGUCCAGACCUGCACAAGCCUGGAAAAGUCCAGGACGACCACCGGACGCUCACAUCCAAACACUGCCUCCGGAAGAAGAUCUUCCAGGUCAGCAUCUUCACCCUGCUGACCACCAUGGCCUUCUGCGUCAUCUCUAUCACCACUCUGUACCUCCUGACAGUAGAGAAAGACUCCGACAGCAUCCCCGGUCCGAGUAACAACAGCUUACAGCCCGCUCAUACCACAGCCUGGACCAGCACAGAAAAGCCGCUGUUGUCCUCUCUGGCCCCCACCGGCCCCCCCAGUCCCUGGCCUCCUGAUGUGGACUUCUGCGACCUUCUGUACUGUGAUGAGGUGUACUGCUGCCCUCAGUCACCAGGGGGCAGCAGAGGUCUCAACCACACGGAGUCAGAGGAGAAAGCUGUGAUGAAAGGAGCUGAAGCAGACGGACAGAACGUGUCAUCUGUGCAGCUGAGUUUCAGAGACUGGACAAACACGACCAUCCACACCUUCAUGAUCAAGGAGAGCCAGCAGGUGAUCGACAGCAGAUACUGCAUGAGGGAUGAGUGCGGGCCUGGCAGAUAUAUCUUCAGAGUUCCCGUCAGUCAGUUUGUUCCAGUCAACAUGAGGAUCACUCUGGUCAUGAAUUCCACAGAGCUGCUGGUGGUCCAUCUGUGUGACGUGGACGAGUCCAUCACCUGCUCCUCCCUGCUGGACUUUCAGUCAGUGGCUGACAGCAGAUACCCGUCAAACACACAGGGGGAGCAUGAAUGGCCUCUUCAAGUGUCUCGUCUUUAUCAGAGCUCGUAUCACUUCCGCUCCACAGUGGCUGGUCAAGCAGACUGCAGUACUGACCAUCACUACGCGGGGGCGUUCUUCACCGACUACUUCUUCAACUUCUACAGACGCUGCACCAACUAAACACAUGGAUUCACUCAAAUAUAUUUACAAAAGUCCACUUUUACACAAAAGACAGUUUUUUAACCGUUUCUUUCAAAGCUAUGAAUGUAUUUUCAGUGUUAAAUGGGAAAAACAUUUCAUUAAAACAGUAAAAACUGCAACACAAAACAAGAGUAUUCCAUAUGUUUUACUUUCAGCUGCUGCUUCUUCACAUCAGACAUGAAAUCAACUCAGAAAAUAAAACUCAGAGAUGCAGCAGAUGAGUGUUAAUACUGUCCUAAGAAAUGAUGGUUCACAUGCACUGUUUAUGGUUCUAUUUAUGGUUCUCGACCUUUUUUGUUUUCAUCAACUGGAACGUCUGGAUUUUAACGUCACGACUUAGAAAAGGAUGAAAUGGUUUGAGUGUUUUUUAAUCUUUCUUUUCUAAAAGUCUAAUUUUAUGUAAGAGAAAUGAGAAAAUAGAAAAAAGAUUUUUGGAAAAUUAAAAAUAUGUGAAAACUUU
Messenger RNA from Oryzias melastigma (Indian medaka), 3690 nucleotides. Its product is annotated as myelin regulatory factor-like protein. Lineage: Eukaryota; Metazoa; Chordata; Actinopteri; Beloniformes; Adrianichthyidae. The coding region runs from base 375 to 3209 and encodes 944 amino acids. The record is from RefSeq and is a predicted model, not a curated record. Gene Ontology annotation, cellular component: endoplasmic reticulum membrane; nucleus. The transcript has 25 exons. Gene Ontology annotation, biological process: positive regulation of DNA-templated transcription; protein autoprocessing. Gene Ontology annotation, molecular function: DNA-binding transcription factor activity; sequence-specific DNA binding.